Cynara cardunculus var. scolymus (artichoke) is the source of this 1758-nucleotide messenger RNA. RefSeq names its product phosphatidylinositol/phosphatidylcholine transfer protein SFH3-like. Bases 1 to 1758 code for a protein of 585 amino acids. The transcript is spliced from 13 exons. Lineage: Eukaryota; Viridiplantae; Streptophyta; Magnoliopsida; Asterales; Asteraceae. The record is from RefSeq and is a predicted model, not a curated record.
AUGAGUGAGUCCGGACCUGAACGCCCCGUUCGACCCAGUUUGGAAAAAAUCGACUCGGAUAACUCUGAGGAGGACAAGAAGGCUAGGCGUAACUCUCUUAAGCAGAGGGCAAUCAAUGCCUCAAACAAGUUUAGAACCUCUUUCAGCAAGAAGAGCAGGAGGAACAGUAAAGUCAUGUCGGUUGUGGUUGAGGAUGAACAUGAUGCAGAGGAUUUGAAGGCGGUCGAAGCUUUACGUCAAGCUUUGAUAGCGGAAGACCUACUACCAGAAAAGCAUGAUGACUACCACAUGUUGUUACGGUUUUUGAAGGCCAGGGGCUAUGAUCUUGAGAAGAGCAAGAAAAUGUGGACUGAUAUGAUCAACUGGAGGAGGGAGUAUGGGGCAGACACUAUCAUGGAGGAUUUCGAUUUCAAGGAAAAAGAAGUCGUCCUUCAAUACUAUCCUCAAGGACACCAUGGGGUUGAUAGGGAUGGUAGACCUGUCUAUAUUGAGAGACUUGGUCAGGUUGAUGCUACCAAGCUCAUGCAAGCGACAACCCUCGAGCGUUAUAUUAAGUACCACGUCAUGGAGUUUGAAAGGACCUUCAUUGAUAAGUUCCCAGCUUGUUCAAUUCAGGCUAAAAGGCAUGUUGAUCAGAGUACCACCAUUCUUGAUGUACAAGGAGUGGGCUUGAAAAGCAUGAACAAAUCUGCUAGGGAACUUAUUCAGUCUCUCCAGAACAUUGAUGGUAACAACUAUCCUGAGACUCUCUGCCGCAUGUACAUCAUCAACGCCGGCUCUGGCUUUAGGCUUUUGUGGAACACAGUUAAAUCCUUCCUUGACCCAAAGACUACAGCUAAGAUUAAUGUUUUGGGCAACAAAUUCCAAAGCAAGCUCCUGGAAAUCAUUGAUGCCAGUGAACUCCCGGAGUUUUUGGGUGGUACCUGCACCUGUUCUGAUAAAGGCGGUUGCAUGCGCUCUGACAAGGGUCCAUGGCAAGAUCCAGAUAUCAUGAAGAUGGUCCGCAAUGGUGAACACAAAUGCUCAGCAAGAACUAACAUCCCAGAUGAGAAAACUAUUUCUGAGGAUCAGUCUGCUAACAAGGCGGAUGAUGAACCUCCUGGAAUGCAGAGGGAGCAAAUCAAGCAUCCUCAACUUCCCCCAGUUCACGAAGAAGAUUCGCAGGCUAUCACAAACAAAAGCAUCCCGAGCCCAAAUGAACCCAAAGGCUACAUGCCUACGGUCCAAAUGAAUGUUGAUGCAAGUUAUGCUAAACCAGUGCAGAAGGUUCCCCUUCCACAAGAUUAUUACAACAUGAAUGACGCAUACAAGGCAGCUGGCGAAGGGCUAGGCAACCACAUAUUUACGGGUAUGAUGACUUUUAUGAUGGGAGUUAUGACCAUGGUCCGUAUGACCCGUAACAUGCCUAAAAAGCUCACAGAAACCAGCCACUACUCUAAUGUCAUUUAUGAAGAGCCAAUCAAACAAAGGCCCGAACCUUAUCAGUUGCAAGCGCCUGGCAUCUCUACGGCUGAGUAUCUCUCGAUGAUGAAGCGUUUGGGGGACUUGGAGGAGAAAGUCAUAAUCCUCACCAACAAACCGGUGGAGAUGCCCCCUGAGAAAGAGGAAAUGCUUAAUAACGCUCUGAAGCGCAUCGAGUCUUUGGAGAUUGAGCUUUCUGCAACCAAGAAGUCUCUAGAGGAUUCACUUGCUCAACAACAAGAGUUUGCAUCUUACCUUGAAAAGAAGAAGAAAAAGAAGAACAUUUUUGGUUUCUAA